UCAUAAAGGGGAAAAAAAGGGAAAAAGAAAAAAAAAAGAGAAAGAAACCUUCCUCGAAGAGGUUUUAGGUUGUUCUGAAGCGAAACAGUUAACACAAAAUUCCAUUGUGGCCCGUUAGGGUUUACUGAUUGAGUUACUCUCAACUCAUCAUCCUCUUCACUCUCCCUUUCGGUUAACGACCCCAUGGAUAGAUACCAGAAGGUCGAGAAACCCAAACCCGAAUCACCCAUUAACGAAAAUGAGAUCCGAAUCACUAGUCAAGGUGCCAUUCGUAACUACAUCACCUAUGCUUCUACACUUCUUCAGGAAAAACGUGUCAGAGAGAUCGUCUUAAAAGCAAUGGGUCAGGCAAUCAGUAAAGCAGUGGCUAUUGCAGAAAUUCUAAAGAAGAGAAUAUCACGGUUGCAUCAAGAAACUGCUAUCAGCUCAGUUAGCAUAACCGAUGUAUGGGAACCCAUUGAGGAAGGUCUUGUACCGGUGGAGAUGACUCGUCAUGUCUCAAUGAUUUCAAUUACAUUAUCCAAUGGAGAGCUAAAUAAAAAUUCUCCAGGGUAUCAAGCUCCACACUUUGUGGAACAGACAAAGCAACAAUAUAACAAUCAGCAGCCGCUGCCACAACCACCACCACCCAGACAACCACGUGUUUAUCACAAUGCUGUCAAUGAAGAUCCGUAUGGCCAAGGAAGAGGGCGUGGUAGAGGGAGAGGGCGUGGUUGGGGAAGAGGUGGAUAUGGGAACUAUCAAGGUGGAUACGGCAACUACCAAGGUGGAUAUGGUCACUACCAAGGUGGAUAUGGCCACUACCAAGGUGGAUCUGACAACUACCAAGGUGGACCUGGAUAUUAUCAAGAUAAUGGUGGAUACUCAAAUUGGGGAAGAGGAGGUGGGCGGAGUAGAGGCUGGGCCUACCGUGGCGUUUCAAGCAAUUAUUAUCCUCCUGCAGGAGCUGGAUACGAAAGAGGCAGAGGUGGGGGCAGAGGUUAUGGCCGUGGACGGGGGCGAAUGGGUGGUCGCACAAGGGGCGGUGGAGGAAAUCAGGCUUAGAUGAAAUCAAAUCAUAUUCGUUUGUUAUUCCUACAACUUGCUUGAGCUAAAAUGCUUGCCUUGGCCACUGGGGUGAAUUUAUAUCACAUAUUUGUUUUGAUAGCUUGAAAUUCAGUUUUUAAAAUUUCCAGCGUUUUUAGGCAGUGUUUUUCAUUUUUCUUUUCUUUUCAGAUAAUGUGGGGAAUGCAGCAUUGUAUUUGUGGGGCAAGGUUGCUUUUUUGGUUCCUUGUUAUUAAUGUAAUUCGUUUUACCCA
Cucumis melo (muskmelon) is the source of this 1298-nucleotide messenger RNA. RefSeq names its product glycine-rich protein 23-like. NCBI's taxonomy places the organism in Eukaryota, Viridiplantae, Streptophyta, Magnoliopsida, Cucurbitales, Cucurbitaceae. Gene Ontology annotation, molecular function: RNA binding. The record is from RefSeq and is a predicted model, not a curated record. The transcript is spliced from 8 exons. Bases 184 to 1044 code for a protein of 286 amino acids.